Molecule: messenger RNA, 5147 nt
Organism: Perca fluviatilis (European perch)
Lineage: Eukaryota; Metazoa; Chordata; Actinopteri; Perciformes; Percidae
Gene: myocd
Product: myocardin
Exons: 12
Coding region: 332-3085 (917 amino acids)
Biological process (GO): smooth muscle cell differentiation; cardiac muscle cell differentiation
Source: RefSeq, a predicted model, not a curated record
ACCUCCCCGAGCAGGGCAUAUCUCUGUGCUGUCCUGGCCCUGCUCACAGUUCUCAGCUAGAUGGGACCAAAGCUUGACGGUCCCGCAGACCCACACUCCCACAUCAGCCCCGGGGGAGAGAGAAGAGCAGAGAGCAGGAAGCUGCUGUAGUGUGCUGACUGGCUGAGAGACGCCAGAAGGAAACCAAUGUGUUGAUGAGGCAGGCUGAGUCACUCCAUCUCCCCUCAGUCUGGUGUCCAGAGGUGGCCGGGGGUCCAAGUGUGCACCGCUUCUCGAGUGUGUGUGACUUUACUUUGCAUCUUUUGAUCACUGGAACUGGACUGUAAGCAUUAUGACUCUUCUGGGCUCUGAACACUCCAUAUUGAUACGAAGCAAGUUUAGAUCAGUCCUGCAGUUAAGACUUCAGCAGAGGAGGACACGAGAGCAGCUGGCAGACCAAGGCAUCAUGCCUCUAAACCAGGGCAAGUUCCCCAAGCAGGAGGACUCGUAUGCAUUUGAGGAGGACAGCAGCAGUGAGAGUCUGUCUCCAGAGCAGCACCACAGUGACGAGUCGCAGGGCUCGGCCUGCCCUUCAUCGGAGGCUGUCGGCAGUACGCCCUCCUCUUCCUCCUCACCUGCCCUCAUCAGCCCAGGACAGGGAGGUGUGACCCGAGAACCCUCGGACCAAAGCCAGGAUGAAGGGCUGUCUGGUGCCAACAACAGCCAGGCCACUCCCCCAAUACCUGUUCCUGCUAUUGUCAAGUCAAAGACUUCAGACAAGAACCGACACAAGAAACCCAAAGAUGUGAAGCCAAAGGUGAAGAAGCUCAAGUACCACCAGUACAUUCCUCCGGACCAAAAGGCAGAGAAGUCCCCUCCGCCCAUGGACUCGGCCUACGCCCGCCUCCUGCAGCAACAGCAGCUCUUCCUGCAGCUGCAGAUCCUCAGCCAGCAGAAACAUGCUCACACACAUCCACAGUCGCUGCAGUCACAGCAGCACACACACACUGCCCAGACCCAGCAGCGGCAGCCCUCUUUCAGCUACCAGCCUCACCCACCCACCCAAGCCCAGAAAGGAGCCAGUGAGCAGCUGUCAGUUUGUAGCUCCAGCACUCCAUCAGGCCGAGCCAACAGCAGCUCACCCUCCCCAGUCAAGAACACUUAUGCCAACCAAAGCAGCGUCUCGCCGGUCAAACCUGGGCCCCUGCCAGCUAAUCUGGACGACCUAAAAGUCUCAGAGCUGCGGCAGCACCUGCGGAUCCGCGGCAUGCCCGUCUCCGGCACCAAGACGGCCCUCGUCGAGCGACUCGGACCCUUCAGGGACUCCAAUGCCGGCUCCUCGCCCUCGGGCUCCUCUGACAUCACCACAGUGAUCUUCCCUGUCACCCCCACAGGAUCCCUGUCCUCCUACCAGUCCCCGUCCUCCUCCAGCGCUCUGUCCCAGGGCGGCUACUACCCUUACCCCAGCACCUCCUCCACCCCCCCCAUCUCUCCGGCCUCCUCGGAGCUGUCCCUCAGCGGCUCCCUCCCCGACAGCUUCAGCGACGUGCCCAUGUCCUCGCCAACGCAGUUCGCCCUGCAGCCAUCUCCGGCCCAGCUCAGCAUGGAGGAUGGCCCGGGUGGGGGAAGGCCCAGGGCGGGGGAGGGUGGAGGUUUGGAUGGCGUGGAAGCCGAAAAAGAUAAGAUGCUGGUGGAAAAGCAGAAGGUGAUUGAGGAGCUAACGUGGAAGCUGCACCAGGAGCAGAGACAGGUUGAGGAGCUGAGGAUGCAGCUUCACAAGAGGAAACGCUGCUAUGGAGCAACACAGGACCCCGCCCCCCCUCCAUCACACCCCGCCAUGCUCCACCAGUCGCCCCCAGCCAUGAUGGGCCAGCAUUUCUUUGGGGUGACUAUCAAGCAGGAGCCCAUGUCCUUGUCCUCCAGCUGCCCUCUGUCCUCUCCCAAACAGCUGAAGAGCUCUCCUGGCAGUUGCAUGGAGGAUAUGGGACACUGCAACAACCCCCUCUCCAACAUGGGGGGCCCCGGUGGGCCUCACUGUAUGGACAGGUCCUCUGGCAGCCCCUCCAAUAUCUCUGCUUUCCUCAGUCCCCAGUGCUCCCCUCGAGACUCCCCCAUCGGGAAGCCUUCUGGUAGCCCCCAGCCUUCAUCUCCUAAUAACCCCUACCUGCUGUCACCUCCGCUGGGAAGAGACGGCUGCAGUCACCUCCACCCCCACACCCACCCCCCGGGCAACAACAGAGCACGCAACAUGCAGAUGCAGCAGAAGAAUGGCGGCCAAGCGGUGAACUGUUCUUAUCCUGCUGAGCAGAGAGGCCUUCAGGGAGUCUUUCCCAACCCGACUGACUGUGGCCACAGCGGCUCAGCCAAGCCUGAGCACCACAACGUGCAACCAAAGAUGUCAGUAGUGCCCUCUCCUCGGCAUGUUGGCCAAAAGUGCCAGGUCCCUCCCCCUGCCUUCAGUAGCUCAGAUUCAGAUGCAUCAGACUUAAGACAGCCCCCAUGCUAUGAGGAUGCAGUGAAGCAGCAACUGACCAGAAGUCAGCAGAUGGACGAACUUCUGGAUGUGCUCAUAGAGAGUGGAGGGUGUCCCGGCCUCCUCGUCCCCAGGUUCCACAGACACUACGAACACCUGUCCCCCACCCAGUUCCCUUACGACCACUCGGCUAAUCACAUCACUGAGAGCCACCUGGAGAAUCUGCUGGGAGGUCCGAUUGGCCGGGGAGCGGAGGUAGCUCUUCUUAAAAUGGCCAGCGAGGACGGGGGCCAGGAAGAGGACGGGAACAGAGACGGCGAGGGGUACCACCACCACCACCCUCACCAUCCCCAACAGGACAAACUUCUGACCAACAGAGAUCUGAUGGACACGCCUCUAUCGCCCAUCAGCACCAAGGGGUCCGGCGUGUCCGAGGUGCAGGGGAUGGUCAGCAUGGCGUUCAGCGAGACGCCGUGGGAGACCAUGGAGUGGCUGGACCUGACGCCCCCCAGCUCGGCCACGGCCUUUAGUAUGGCUCCGCCCAGUGGGCCCAGCAUCUUCAACACAGAGUUCCUGGAUGUCACAGACAUUAACUUGAACUCUGCCAUGGACCUUCACCUGGAGCACUGGUGAAAGCUCCAGCGCAGUGCUCGCCAUCCGCCGUCAAACACAAGACACCAGCUACAAGUAGCUGUACGGACCGCUGCCACAUGCCAAAGAACUAGUGACUUCUACCCUGAACAGCUUCAGUCCAAGUGCCAGCAUGUGCCUUUUGUUAUAAGUGGGAUGUGACAUUAAGUAGACCAUUAUUCAAAGAUUGAUGGCUACAGAAUUAUAUUUUAAGGUCAUCACCCCCAGAAUUCAAAGACUAAGGGCUUUUUGACAUAAUCUGUGUCCUUUUUGGACAACGAUGCGCACAGCUGCCAAAUAAGUGUGACAGUGGACACAUGAAGGCUUCCCUAGGUAAUGGUGACAUGAGUACAGUGCUUUAUACCAACACCGUAUGCAACUAUCAGUGUUACGCCCCCCUAGACUUGAAGACACAUUUGGACAAUCAUUGUAUAUUUUCUGAGUCUGUGUUUGUUCUACUGGAAAAAAAAAACUAAAGGAAUUACAAGGUGAAUUGGAUUGCUUAGUACGGCCAUUUUGUAAAUAUCCUAACUAUCUGUACUGGCAGAGACAAGAGGACGUCGGGGGUGUGGGAGAAGAUGCAAACCACAAAUCAAGUGCAUUAUGUAAUCAGUUAAUCAGGUGAUGGAACUAUCCCACUGUGCACAGCGCUGAAAACACACGGUCACGUUUGCUUGAGCUUAGGAUACGUGUGUAGAAAUGGUUGUCAUUCCGUUUUUGUACAAGUUUCUUUUCACUAUUUGGCUUAUUUAUCCACACAAUGACAUUUUGGAGAAUCUUUGGUCUUAUUGGUUUAAUCAGCAGACAAACUGCCUUUUUUGCAACAGCUUUGUAUUACUAUUUGUUUAUACCAGUUCCCCCUUCACAUUGUAUUAUGAAUUUGCUAUUUCCUGGAAGCUGUUAACAGAUAUUAAUAUAGAAAGCUCCAACAUAGGUCAACAUCACUUUUUCAGACAAGUGUUAAUAGAAAAUACAACUUCAUCUCUAUUUUUUUCCCCACUAAGUAGUUCUUUGUCCUUACAAAUUUCACCCUUUCUAUUCGCAGCCCACCGUUAUUUAUAGUGUUUUUAUAUUUAUGCUGUAUUUAUACUGACAUUCCUUUCUAAUAGACUGGCACUGUGAUUUAACAGGUAAACUCCAGUGCUGCCAUUUGGACCACGGACAUUUCUUAGUAAAUCAAUUAUCUUAAAAAUGUGAUACAAAGUGAAGGAGCCACUUGGAAAAGCCAUGCUUUCUUUUUUUCAGAUUAUUUUUUGGGGCUUUUCCCUUUAUUACAUUGAGACAGUGGAUAGGCAUGAAAGGGGGAGAGAUAUGGGGGAUGACAGGCAGCAAAGGGCAACAGGCCAGAUUCGAAUCCGUGCCGCUGCAGGACUCAGCCAACAUGGGGCAAAUGCUCUUACUGGGUGAGAUAGAGGCCGCCCCAAAGCCAUGCUUUCUUAAAUCACUUCUUUAAAGAACCCUAUGAAGUGGCCAUUAUUAGCACUUGUGAAUAGGAAAAUGUAAUAAAUUCAGAUCUUAACUGUGAAUACUGCAUGUUAACACAGAGCCAGCAUACACACACUUAUGAGACAAGUUCACACUCCCAACCCCGUAAGGCUUUUAGUUUUGGUCGGCAAUUGUUUUUUUCACACAAGAAGAUGGGUACCAUUAGCCACCUUCUCAUCUAUUGGCAAGAAAGCAAAUAGACUUCCCAAAAUGUCAAACCUUUGCUUCAAGUGCCUUGGCCAAUACAUUUCUUCACUGUGUUCUGUUUAAACAAAGUAUUGCUUUGUUCCUGUUACUUAUGAAGUGUUGCACUUGUUAAUGGGUUCUAUGGUUACAUGUAGGCUAUGUCCAUCUUGAAUAUAUGACAAAGCUGGUAUUCUUCACUUUCUGUCUUCUGUUGUAAGAAUAUCUACUGGCGUUUAUAUCUGGUGGGGUUCAUUUUGCAAUCUUUUCCCUAAUCAGGAAAGCACACACAUCUGACAGAAGCUUCUAUGGUGCUUGGCCACUGACUUGCCUUACUAUUCUACUGCUUGAUCCUGUAUACGACAGAAAGAAGAGCAAUAAACUUAUCACAGCCAAA